This is a messenger RNA of Daphnia pulicaria, 3650 nucleotides long. Its product is annotated as sodium-independent sulfate anion transporter-like. The record is from RefSeq and is a predicted model, not a curated record. The transcript has 14 exons. Bases 1048 to 3015 code for a protein of 655 amino acids. Gene Ontology annotation, cellular component: membrane. Gene Ontology annotation, biological process: transmembrane transport. Lineage: Eukaryota; Metazoa; Arthropoda; Branchiopoda; Diplostraca; Daphniidae. Gene Ontology annotation, molecular function: sulfate transmembrane transporter activity.
AGGACUCAACGGAAGGAUGUUCCGCUUUUUGGUUAUGCUCGAUCCCAAUGUCGACGUUUUCAUUUCAAGGGACUCGUACAGUGUCAUCUUGCAGAGAGAAGUCGACGCUGUUGACGAAUGGCUCCGCUCCAAUUACACCUUUCACGUUAUGAGGGAUCACCGGUUUGACGAGAGCUAUGAUACUGGCCGGCCAAGAUGAGAAAAAAUAUAUAGAUCAAACUUUGUUGGAUAAAAUCGUGUGGCCUUCAGCCCAGUAUGAUGUGAUGUCUCAGACAGCUACCAUUGCCAAAGAGAUGAACUCAAAAAGAAGUCUCCGCUAAAAGUCUUACCGUUUCCCACAAUGCGCAACGGCAGUUACUUCAUCGGUGGUGUUGGUGAAAAUUCUAAUGAAACCCCAUCAAAAUGUCCAGAAGCAUGUCGACCACCAGAUCACAAGGACUGGGAAUACUGUUGAUAUAUCUAUUUAGUCAAAAUCAGUUCGCAAAUACAAUGAAAGUUGCCCAGUUUCCAAUAAAAUAACAUGAAAUACUGCUGUCGCGUAUACAGUUGCUUAUAAUCAACGUUAAAUAAUCGAACUGGAUUCCUGGAAAUGACGUUUAGUAAACGACUAGCUAUAUGAAAAACGGCGAAAAACGUUAAAAGCGUCACCUUUAUAUUCCUUACAUAAAUGUUACCCCCCAAAAUUGCUGUCGGUUUGAAACCUCUGUUCAGUUUGCUGUUGGGACUACCGCACUGUCGUCGGAGUGUGUUCAGUGUGACGACAGUGCACGUUUUUUUCUAGAGGCCGUAGAGGCUUAAUUGUAUGAAAUAGAGGGCCUCAAAACUGCACCGCCGAUCGACCACAGCAACGCAAAACCCCCGCAAAAGCCACCCGUGACAAAACUUACAAAUAAUAUCUUCUUAUUGUCAGAAACUGUCUAUGAGCAGGAAAUAGAUUUAUUGGCUGAUUUAGUCUGGCUUUCGCUUGCCAGUCGUCCAUACGCGCGUCUGGGACGUUCCACAAGUUGCAAUUUCAACGAGACGUUUUUCUUAUUGUUUUUCUCCCUCAUGGCGAAAACGGAAGGAAGCAACGAUUCUAGCGAUAGUGACGAAGCUAGUCAGACUGCGGGAGAACCGAAUUCCGUGACCGUUAUCCGGUUGAAAAAGGGGCAAGAUGAUAAGCCACCGGCGUCCUGGUGGCAAAAGAAGAAAGAGCGCAUUUUUCGAAAGAAAACGCUGUACAUGCGCGUACCAAUCCUGAAAUGGCUGCCAAAAUAUUCCCUCCAGGAUUUCGUGGCCGAUCUAGUGGCCGGCAUCACUGUCGGAGUCACAGUGAUCCCACAAGGAUUAGCUUACGCAACCGUGGCCGGACUUCCUCCUCAGUAUGGUCUGUACGCGUCAUACAUGGGCUGCUUUGUUUAUCUUCUAUUUGGAAGCACGCCCGUCGUCACUAUCGGCCCGACGGCUCUCAUGUCUCUCGUCACAUACGAUUCCGGGGCGGCGCUAAUGGGUCCCGAAGCGGCCAUACUCUUAGCUUUCAUAACCGGAUGCAUCGUUCUUCUCUUUGGGCUUCUCAAUUUCGGGUUCUUGAUUGACUUUAUCGCGGCUCCAGUCGUGGCUGGGUUCACUAGCGCCGCCGCUUUUACCAUAGCCACAACUCAGAUCGAAGCUCUACUCGGGUUGAAAUUUGACGACGAAGGUUUCCUCAAUACGUGGAUCGCGGUGUUUGAACACAUCGGUGAGACCAAAAAAUGGGACGCCGUUUUGGGUUUCUCUUCCAUCGCCAUUUUACUUCUCCUCCGGAUUCUCGAUCAAGUCAAAUUGGGUAAAGAAGGCGAGAGGAAUCGAUGGCAAAAUUGGUUCAACACGGGAUGCUGGCUGAUUUCGGUUUCCCGCAACGCCAUCGUCAUCGUCGUUGCGUCGAUUAUUGCUUACGUUCUUACAGAGCCGGGACGAAGUGAUUAUCCUUUUACGCUCACUGGUGACAUUCCUAGCGGAUUUCCUCCUUUCAAACUUCCCGCGUUCUCCUUCCAGAAUGGCGAUGAGACAUACUCGUUCGUGGAGGUAUGCAGAAAUCUAGGCUCAUCUCUUUACAUCAGUCCUUUGGUUGCCGUUCUCGAAUCAAUCGCCAUCGCCAAAUCUUUAGCCAAAGGGAAAAGAAUUGAUGCCAGCCAAGAGAUGAUUGCCAUAGGGACGAGCAACAUUUUGGGCUCUUUUGCGUCAUCUUAUCCGAUCACUGGCUCUUUCUCUCGCACAGCUGUCAACGCCGCCAGUGGCGUACGGACACCUUUCAAUGGAAUUUAUACCGCCGUUUUGGUGCUUUUGGCCAUUUCGGUCUUGACGCCGUACUUCUUCUUCAUUCCGAAAAGCUGCUUGGCGGCUGUCAUCAUCUGCGCCGUGAUUUUCAUGGUGGAAAUCAGCUUAAUGAAAAUGGUCUGGAAGUCAAAGAAAAUCGAUUUGGUUCCGUUUGGAGUCACAUUCGUCUUUUGCGUCUUCGUUGGACUUUCCCAAGGCAUUCUAAUUGGCACAGCUGUCAAUCUGGGCAUGCUCUUGUACAGCACGGCUCGACCACGGAUUAGAAUUCACAAAAUCAAGAAUCCAACGACCGAAUAUCUGCUCAUAGCCCCGGAUCGCAGCUUGGUGUUUACAGCUAUGGAAUAUUUCAUGUCGAGUGUUCGCAAGGCCUCGGCGCUUUAUCCCGGCAUAAUCGUCAUCAUCGACAUGAGCCACGUCUCGGCGGCGGAUUUCACUACUGCUUACGGAUUCGACAACAUGAUCAAGAGUCUGCAGAAACACGGCCACAAACUCGUCUUGACUAAGACCAAACCAGAAAUUUUGCCCAUUUUGUCUGGCAUAGGCUGCGACCUGCACGUCCACAGCGACGGAAUGGAUCUAGACGCACUACUUAAAGAGAUUACCUUGACAACUUCAAUAAUAACGCCUAAAGUGUCAUCAUCUUCAUCGUCUUCCAGUAUUAGCAGCAAUUCGGAGGAUUGUGUUGAAGUUGAAGUAACGUCCCCCACCUGCUCGGAUUGAUGUCGACAUCAAACGUCUAUGUGGUGAAAUAUAACCAUCUCUGAGUUUUGUGCAGGGGUACGAAAUCAAGUACUAAAUUUGUCUUAAUGCUAUCCUAAACUGAUGAGAUUGCGUUAUUUAAAUAACAUCACAUCAAUCCUUGUUGGACGACGUUUAAAUAUUUGUGCAUAGUUUCAACCCACAACCUCUUCUUUGUCAAAACACCUAAUAUGUGAGAUCACAUUUCUAUAUAGAGAAAAAUCAGAAAAAAUCUAAUCAUAGUUUUGUAACUUUCUUGUGUUCAUUUAUUAGAGUAAAUAUAUGUAUCACUUGGCACGAGCUAUAAGUCUGUGAGACUGGCACGUAUCCAUAUAUUGCUAUGUAUAAAAGCUCUAUUAUAUAAGGUGAGCAUGCACAAUCAAUACCCACAGACCUUGACAACUUCCGCCUUUCUGGCCCAUUAUUCCGUUUGCCAAUAGGUUUUUUGUUGGUUUAACAAGCUAAUAAUAAGCUGCGGGCCGUAUGUAUCAUGCAGGUUCGGCAAGCGUAAAUUCAUUCUUGGAAUGAAAAGACGGCAAAUGAAGUGCAUAUAAAUUUCGAGGUGGAUACUUAUUUAAUAAGCAAUAAACUUGAAUACAACGAGCAGCUUGCUAUAA